Paramormyrops kingsleyae is the source of this 3416-nucleotide messenger RNA. The record is from RefSeq and is a predicted model, not a curated record. NCBI's taxonomy places the organism in Eukaryota, Metazoa, Chordata, Actinopteri, Osteoglossiformes, Mormyridae.
ACCACGGACUUAAAGAUCACAUUCAUCGUUAACGUGUACAGCUUAACAGCAGUAACGAGAAAUAGGAUGUUUCGAAUAGUUUUUGCCCUACCGUUUUUAUCUGGCGUACUGGCAGGGCAACUAAAUGGUUCAAAGGACCCGAAAGCUGAUGGGAGGUGUAGUUUCUGUUUGGCUAGGCAGUCAUGGAAAAGUGGAAUUGUGUUUCAGGAGAUAGGAAUCACAAAAUGAGAAUUAGGGUCUACUACCGCCACACGGCAGCACUCGGGUUCUUAUACCUGAGGUGGUUUGUCGUGGGGUGGGUGCGGCACCGCUCUGUAAUCAGCACAUGCUCCUUACCUCCUCCACUGGAAUACCGCUGCGUCCCAGACCCACUGGUAGCAGCAGGUGGUAGAGUAAGUAAUAAGAAAUCCUGUAAGAGGCCGGAAGGAGGAGUAUGAAAUGAAUCUAGACGAUUUUGACCGCUGUAGCCGUUUUGAGAGUUUUAAAGAGUCUUGGGAUCAUUACGGCUAUGGAGGUGACUUCGAAGGCAUGGUGCUAGCAGAGUUUUCCAGGAUUAAAGGAAUGACUUACCUCGAUCAUGCAGGGACAACAUUGUUUCCAGAGUCACAAAUUAAAGGAUUCUUCCAAGAUUUAUGUGGAAGUGUCUAUGGUAACCCACACAGCCACAACCCCAGUAGCAGACUGACUCAUGACACUGUGGAGCAUGUGCGCUACAGGAUCCUGCAACACUUCAACUCCAGUCCAGAGGACUACACUGUAGUCUUUACUGCAGGCUGCACAGCAGCUAUCAAGCUAGUAGCAGAAAGCUUCCCGUGGACUCCAGCCUCUUCUUUCUGUUACCUGACUGACAAUCACACUUCAGUGGUUGGCAUUCGUGGCCUGACAUCACCAAUCGGCGUAGCAUCCAUACCCAUCAGCCCUGAAGAGGUGGAGGGGAGGGCAGGUGAAAGAACAUGUCCGAAGGUGGGAAACUCCCAGGCGCCACACCUCUUCUGCUACCCAGCCCAGAGCAACUACUCCGGGAAGAAGUACCCUCUGUGGCAUGUCAAGGGCAUCCGUUCAAGAGAGCUGUACCCCUCAUGUACUCGGGAGGGCCAGUGGUUUGUGCUUCUUGAUGCAUCCAACUUGGUGGGUUGCUCACCCCUAGACCUACAGGAGUGUCCUGCAGACUUCCUUCCUGUCUCCUUCUACAAGAUGUUUGGCUUCCCUACUGGAUUAGGGGCCCUGAUCAUCCGGAACGAAUGCUUAGAUAUGCUAAAGAAAACCUAUUUCGGAGGAGGAACAGCCGCAGCCUACCUGGCUGGAGAGGACUACUAUGUACCAAGGUUUAACAUUGAUGGCAGAUUUGAAGAUGGCACCAUAUCCUUCCUGGACAUCAUUGCAGUAAAUCAUGGCUUUGAAGCCCUGCACAGGCUCACAGGGGGAAUGGAGAGGAUCCAGCUACACACAUUUGGCCUGGCUCGCCACACCUACAUGAUGCUGUCCUGCCUUCAGCAUAACAAUGGCCAGCCAGUGGCCAGGUUAUACUGUGACACUGAGUACCAGGACCCCAGCACCCAGGGACCCCUGUUAAACUUCAACCUGCUGGAUGCCCAUGGGGAUAUAGUGGGCUACUCUAAGGUCCAGAAACUAGCUAGCCUCUUUAAUAUCCAGCUGCGCACUGGCUGCUUCUGCAACACAGGAGCCUGUCAGCAUUACCUGGGCAUGAGCGACCAGCAGGUGAAAGCCAACCUCCAGGCAGGCCACGUGUGCGGUGAUGAUGUGGACAUGAUCGAUGGGUGGCCUACAGGCUCAGUGCGUGUGUCCUUUGGCUACAUGUCCACCUUCGGUGACAUCCAGCAGCUUCUAAGAUUUGUGGUGGACUGCUUUGUGCAGAAGCCAGUGAGGCUGGACUACAUCCGGCUGAACAGGCUGCACUCAGCUUCGACUUGCUCUGCGUUUGUGCGACACCCCCAGAGCCCCACAAGACUACAAAUCCCCAGCCCCAGUGGCACAGGGGAGGGCCUAGAAUUCUCCCAUAUGGCUGUGGCAUGUUCUCCCACACUAAGGACAAGCAAUUGUGAGAGAACCCUGAGCCAAAUUUUCAUAUAUCCGGUCAAAUCAUGUGCAGCAAUAGAGGUGACUCAAUGGGCAGUAGGACCCCUCGGCCUUCUUUAUGACCGACUCUGGAUGGUGGUCAACAUUAAUGGGGUUUGUUUGAGCCAGAAGCAGGAGCCUCGUUUGUGCCUGAUCCAGCCUAGCAUUCACUGGGCCUGCAAAGAGCUUUGUCUACACGCUACAGGAAUGAAACCUUUAUCCAUUCCACUAGAGGGCAAUAAACAGAACCCAGGUGUCAAGGUGUUUCAGAGUAAAGUGUGUGGGGACAGAGUUCAGAGUGUCGAUUGUGGUGAUGAAGCUGCUGAUUGGAUCUCUGAGUUUCUGGGAAAGCCCUGUCGUCUGAUUCAGCAGAGCCCUGGCUUCAUCAGAGGAAUGAAGCGAGACCAUGCAAAGCCGGUAGCUGGUCUAUCUCUGGUAAAUGAAGCACAGUAUUUGAUGAUCAACAUGGCCAGUGUCAAGUUCUUGAAGGAGCAUAUCAACGAGAGACAGGGCCCUGAGGCUGAAAACCUUGACAUCCAGCAGCUCAUUGCACGUUUCCGUGCUAAUCUAGUCGUCAUGGGUGCAGAACCAUUUGAGGAGGAUAACUGGAAGCAUGUGGUGAUUGGUGACCUAGUCUUCCAGGUGACGGACCUCUGCGCAAGAUGUCACAUGAUUGGGAUUGAUCAGCAGACUGCCACCCACAUGCCGGAGCCUCUAAACUCACUGUCUGCCUGCCGCAAGGGGAAGGUCACUUUUGGUGUGUACUUGGUCCGGCAGCACCAAUUGGACCUGGAUCAUACCUCUACCUUGUCUGUAGGAUGUCCAGUUGUCCCUCAGUCACCUUGAGGAGAUUAAAGUGCAGCUGCUCUAAAAGUAUUAUUGAUACUUGUAUUGAUUUUUUAAAAUUAAUCACUCUCAUCUUGUUUCAGUACAUUGAGUGAUACAAAUUUAACAGCAGUACUGAACCCCGCUGAUGACAAUGUUGUGCCAACUCUUGUAUGUAAUAUUUGUUUGCAUGCAGUCUGCAUAGUUUACAUAUUUUACCUGGAAGACAAAGUAAUAAAGCUUUCUCCAAUUUUAAAAAAGCUAAAUGAAUAGCACAUUUGUAUUUUCACACAAAAAACCCAGUCAGGAACACACUUAUGUUACGGCUGCUUUUUCCUUCCUUGUUCUGUUAUUCACUUUUCCCCCAUUAUCAUUUGUAUUUUUCUGCUCUUUCUGAUGCCAAAUGUUUCCCAUCUUACUUUCUAUUGUUUGUAUUAAGGGUCUCCACAGAAGUUACCCCAUAUUGGAGCUUCAUUACAGGUGUAAUGGCAGUGAUUACAUUAAGUUUACUUUUA